AUGCCGAACACCAAGACCAUCCGUGUGCCUCAUCUGUUUGGGACAGAUGCUGCAUACCAGAUGCCCCGUCUUUACGAUCCGUCGAAGCCAACAUGUGUCUUGAUCAACUCGUUCACCAUGACAUCGGACCUCUACGCCUCCCAGUUCCAGAAUGAGGAGCUUGUGAAUGCAAUGAACUUGCUCGCGGUCGAACCCUACGGACACGGCCAGACGAGAACCAGCACAGACACUUUCACUUACUGGGACACUUCCAUCAUGAUCCUUCAAGUCCUUGACGCCCUCGGAAUCAAAGGCAAAGUCUUCGCUCUCGGUACAAGCCAAGGUGGUUGGAUUGUAGUGCGCAUGGCUCUGCUACAACCCGAUCGCAUAGCCGGCAUCCUUCCGUUAGGAACCAGCAUGGACUACGAAAGCGAUCGCACGCGCAAGCUAGGCAACUUCGAUGCCAUCACAGUUCUUACAAAGCCGAUCGACGAGCUUACAUCUCAGAAGCCCACGCCAGAAUUCGUGAUGCCAGAUUACUUCCGCGAGUUCUCCAUCUAUACCGGGUUUGGCAAAGGCAUUAGCCAAGCCACUUUGGAUUUCUGGUGGAAAGCUCACGGCGAGAACUACAAGGGCGACGACGGACGGAGGCGGUUGAGGGAGUGUACGGUCAAUCUUCGUGAUCGAGAUGGUUUGCAUGCGAGGUUGGGCAAUGUGAAAUGCCCUGUGUUGUGGCUUCAUGGAACGAAUGAUGCUGCGUACGGAACUGGUAAUGCGAAGGAGGAGAUUGAAAUGUUUACUGGGUCGUCUGAUGCGAGGUUGCAGGUCGUGGAGGGCGGAGAGCAUUACUUGAGUGCUAGUCACCCGGAGGUUGUUGAUAACGCUGUGUUGGAGUUCGUCAGGAAGUACUCGUAG
Molecule: messenger RNA, 894 nt
Organism: Saxophila tyrrhenica
Lineage: Eukaryota; Fungi; Ascomycota; Dothideomycetes; Mycosphaerellales; Extremaceae
Exons: 1
Coding region: 1-894 (297 amino acids)
Molecular function (GO): catalytic activity
Source: RefSeq, a predicted model, not a curated record